AUGACCAAGGGGGCCAAGCGUCCAGCACGAAAGGAAAAGGGCAACGGGGAGGAGAAGGCGGCCGCCUACAGCCAGGGCGGGGCCGCGGACACACGUCGUCUCACGCUCCUUAUUGCCAAGCUGAUAUUGCAACACGAGGACAAGAACCUCGGGGACGCGAGGGACGACAACUUCACGGUCACGCUGCUGAAUGAGUGCCUGGUGCAAGCGCUCUCGGAGCCGGGGCCGACCGCUACCAGACCGCGAACAAGAAGGCGCGAGAGGACGCGGGCGACGGCGAGUUCAAGAGGAACCCGUUGGACAAGCGCCCCGACGCCUACGCCGAGCAAUUCAUUUUUCGCUUCGAUGAGGCCGUGA
Molecule: messenger RNA, 357 nt
Organism: Prorocentrum cordatum
Lineage: Eukaryota; Dinophyceae; Prorocentrales; Prorocentraceae
Source: the annotation of a GenBank genome assembly